Messenger RNA from Neltuma alba, 489 nucleotides. RefSeq names its product heavy metal-associated isoprenylated plant protein 28-like. The transcript is spliced from 2 exons. Gene Ontology annotation, molecular function: metal ion binding. The record is from RefSeq and is a predicted model, not a curated record. Lineage: Eukaryota; Viridiplantae; Streptophyta; Magnoliopsida; Fabales; Fabaceae. The coding region runs from base 1 to 489 and encodes 162 amino acids.
AUGGUGGAGAUUUGCGUGCACAUGGACUGUGCAGGUUGCGAGACCGAGAUUAAGAAAGCUCUUCAAAAGUUACCUGGAGUCGACGAUGUUGAUGUAGACAUGGGCAUGCAGAAGGUAACAGUGAUGGGUUGGGCAGACCAAAACAAGAUUUUGAGGACAGUGAGGAAGAUGGGUAAAAGGGCAGAGUUAUGGUCAUACCCAUAUAACCCUGAGUACCAUGGUUUUAUUCGCCAAUACAGCAACAGCAUCAUUAGCGGUAACUAUGAGACCAGUUAUAAUUAUGAGAGCAAAUUUUAUAAUCCUCUUACCUCGUCCUCUGCGAUGCCUACUGCUAAUAGCAAGGCUUCCUCGUACAACUACUACAAUCAUGGCUAUAACAAUGGUGAUGACUUUGGCUACUACCAACAGUCCAUUGGUUCCUCCAUUGUCAAUGACAAAGCUGUCACCUUGUUCAAUGACGAUAAUCCUCAUGCUUGUUCUAUUAUGUGA